CGGAAAAAUGCUGUUAAUGGCUGAUAAACAACGACAUUCAGAAAUAUCGACAACAUGCAACAUGUGCGCGGAAACUAAUGGCUUAACUUCUUGACCGUCCCGAAAGAUGUCAUCAAGCGAUUUUAUUAUGGGAAGUUUGAUUCAGAAUGGAUUUAUACAGAAGGGGUUCGAGCACCGAGAUUUUAGCAAAGAUGUUUAACGUGGUGAAAGAUUUUACACACAGUCAUUUUAUAGCAUGUGAUCUUUGCCAAUGCCUAAUGACCUCAGGCGCUCAGUUUGUAAAUUUGCACAUGACAGCCCCGGAGAACAAACUUGGUGAAAUUAGGACCUUGAUUGUCCCUAAAAACCGCAGGACACCAAUCCGCAAUUCGUGGCCUUCAAUUGUUGAGGUGUUAACAAAGCAGCUCAAACUUAUGGUAUGCAUGAAAACAGAUAAGAAAUUAUGGAAAGUAUUUAUCAAACCAUCUUCAGAAACAAGAGAUGCCCAGCACUUACAGAAGGGUUGUGACUUCGUGAGCGCUUUUCUGAAAGGCUUUAAGUACGAAGACGCAUUAGCUGUGGUCAGAAUAGAUGGUAUCUACGUCAAUUCAUUCCACAUAAUGGAUGUGAAACAAACACUCAGAGGUGAUCACAUGGCUCGAGCAGUGGGGCGUAUUUGCGGUGCUAAAGGUCGUAUUCGUAUGUGUAUUGAAAACGCUACACGGACUCGCAUAGUCGUUGCCGAUGAAACCAUCCAUAUUCUAGGAAGCAAUGACCGUAUAGCAGUGGCCCGACGUGCAAUAUGUGAUCUGAUAUUGGGUGCUCCGCCGAACAAAAUUUUCGGAAAAAUUCGAACACACGCCGCUAGACUAGAUUCUUCUUUGUAACUUCUUUAAACCUACGCGCUAAUGUAUAAUAUUUGUUCAUUCCGUUCUCGUUAUCUUGCUGAUGUUAUUAUUUUGAUAACAUACGUAUUGCUUCAUAAAACAAUAAAUUACGGCAGUAAAUAAGAUAAAUGGACUUGUCCAGUAACCUGCAUAAAAUGUCAAUGGAACAAUUCUUAUGUUAUAUGUGUAUAAUUCACAGAUCACAAUGGCAAUUAUGAUUAACAUUGAACAAAUUGUUGACAGCAGCUCGAAUAAGAAAAAGGUGGUUUUUGGGUUCUUGGGUGUAUUUUCCAUUUGUCUUCAAUGUUCUUGAUUUUAAGAUGAUAGUAUAAGCCUUGGAUUUUUCACACUGAGCUUUUCCUACAAUAUAUAUAUACCAAGGCUGAUGCGCAUUCUCACCUGCUUUUUAUUUCAUAUCUGUAAUCCGGUUGGUUAAAACGCCUAAUAACAACAUCUGGUAACUAUAACAACGGAUAAUACCUAGUUUUAUUAAUAAAGGUUAAACUCCAUGGUUGGAUAGAGAAUAAAUUCCCACUAGUGUGUGAUUAAUUUCUUUUCUUAAAUUAGAUUUUUAUUGUUUAUUAUCAGUAAGUAAAUAAACAAUAAGUUAACGACUUUCCAAAAGGAUCGUUUGAUACAUAUAAUAAUAAUAAUAAUAAUAAUCUUGCUUGAGAGGCGAUAUCAUUCAAAAUUCGAAAAGAACUGGACUGCCGAAAUUUGUUCUUAUUCUGCCACUAGUCAUACCUAACAACAUGGUUUGAGAAUUAUUAUUGAGGAGUGUUGAUGUAUUAUCGGUCGCAAGCAUAUUUUUAACUGUAUAUGAGGAUAUCACAUUUUCUAGAACAAAUGCAAUCAAAAUAAUAGCUUUUUCCGUGGUGUUAUAUUUCACUUUUGUCUCAAGUUUUUUCUCUAACUGCAGUUGAUUCUUUUUAACUUUAUUAAUAUGUCCUCCAUCUUUUUAACGGAGAGGGGAUAAAUUAUUCAAAAUUUAUACUACUCUAAAUCCAAGCAAUCUCUAGUCAAGUUUCGAUCUUCGAGUCAUUCUUGAUGUGAACGAAACCGACCGAACUGACAGUCUGUUUAGUUUACCUUCAAGCUUUUGAAAGGUCGAAUAUGCCUUCUUCUUCUUCUUCUUCUUCAAAAUUCGCUCGAGCAAUGGGUUCUUUUUUCCACUCUUUCACUGAUUAGUUCAAAUAACGAAGAUCAAUUUAAACAGUUUAAGUCAAUUUCAUUUGUUUCAUUUUUGCCUAAAUUUAUUUUCAGGAGAGGUUUUGUGGAGAUUUUAGUCAUUUCACUAGUUGAAAUCAUGAGUCAUUUGAAGC
Molecule: messenger RNA, 2188 nt
Organism: Schistosoma bovis
Lineage: Eukaryota; Metazoa; Platyhelminthes; Trematoda; Strigeidida; Schistosomatidae
Source: the annotation of a GenBank genome assembly